AUGGGUCAGUCCACUCAUUUUUUCAUUCUUUUCUGCACUCCGUACUCUUGUGGCGGCUGUUUGAAAACAGGCGUUGCUGGUGGAAUUAUUCAGCCGAGUGCUGGCACAAGUGUUGGUGGCGCUGGUGUUCCAGCUCCCUCUGGUGUUGGUCCGACAGGCCAAGGCCAACCUGUUGCAACUGGAGUCCAACAACCUGGAGGUGUUGGUGUCGGCACAGGUGUCAAACCACCUAAACCUUAUCUACCAGGUGCUGGAGUCGGUGUUUUUCCAGGCGGAGCUGGAUAUCCCUAUGGUGGAACUUAUGGAGUGCCUUAUGGUGCAGGUACUGGGCCUGGAGCUGGAACUGGAGUCGGAACGCUGCCUGGAGCGAAGCCUCUGAAACCUCCAGUUGCAGGUGGAGCAGCGGGUGGAGCAGGAAUCCCACUGGCAGGAGGAGGUUUCCAAGGUGGGCUGACGUAUCCCUCUGCAGUUGGACUUGGAGGCGCUGGUGCUGGAGCUAAACCACCCAAACCAGGUGUACCAGGCUACGGCAACCUUGGAGGCGGUGGUGGAUAUCAGCCAGGUGCAGUUCCUGUGGCUCCUGGUUAUAGAGGAGGAUUCCCCCAACAGUACUACCCAGGUGGAUAUGUACCGGCCCCACUGACUCCUCAGCAAGCCAAAGCAGCAAAGUAUGGUCCACUGCAGGGCUUCCUUGGUGGUGCAGGAGGAGGAGGGGGCUACAGAGGUGGCGUUGCAGGAUGCCAGGGCAAAUACUGUGGGAGGAGGAAGUAGAGGAUCUCUUGAGAUCCAGUGACCUCAAGAAACCAUGGUGCUACUGCAUGAUCUAGAAUGUACAUUUCAUAUGCAAACAAAGCCCCAUUAGACAACCUGUAAAGAUGAUUGUAUUUUACUUACUUGACUUCAGUGUCUGUUUCUAUAGAAACCCACCGACCCAGAAUUUUGUACACGUUCUGAUGUGACGUAUGUUACUGAUAGUGCCUUUACUCAUUCAUGUGUUAUUCAGCUUUAACUAACUGUGCUGCACCUGCUUACUUAACGUACAAAGAGUGUGUUUGAGUCACCACGUGUUGCUGUAUGUGUGUGUGCGAGUGUGUGUUCUUUGGGCAUAUGGUUGUACUGUUGUGCGAAAGACUGUCUGAACCGUCAGCUGCCUAUGUGACCUACGAAUGAUUUUGUUUUUAAUCCUGAAGCAAGGUGAUCUUUCUCACCUGGCUGCGCAGAGCUCUCUGACAUGUCACAGGAGUUGGGUUGGCCGUCCAAAAAAAUGAUAGAAUCUGGCCAAUCUCAGCGUCGCUUCUGGCUCCCCGUCUUCUCUGCUGCUAUUUUUAGGCCUGCUGGGUAUAAAGCAGCGGGAAUUGGGGCUUUGGCCAAUCCAUCUGCUCUCAGCAACUUUGCUGAAUCUCGUUGCUGUGCAGUUCAGUUUUCUCAGCAUCUUUAAUGACGGCAAACAUUUUCUGCUCUUUAUAGAAUAGUGUGUUGAAGACAAUCAGAAAGGAAUGAAAAAGACGUGUUGCCUUUUAGCUUCAAGCAGAUUAAAAUGUCAUUCUGAUACUACUACGGCAUGUACAUUGUGUUUGUUUGAAUGUUUAAUUAUGUGUCCUAAUGUGUGGGAAAGACAGAGUGCCUUAGUCUGCUUCUAAUGUUUAGCCUCAUUUACAUCUAUGUAACUUGUCAUUACCUGAUUACUCAACAUGCUUUGACUCAUAGCUUUAUUGUUAACAGAAAUGUGUGAACAUAAAACAAGAACAAUCCUUUGCGUUUGCAUUUAUUCACUGUUAUUAAUUGUAAUAUGGAUUAAUACUUUGUUUAACGGGAGGGCCUUUGUGUGUGUAUGUGGGGCGUAAAAUCCCGUUGUUCUUUAUUUACUUGAGCUGCUUUUAAAAAGGCUUUACUGACCAAAGGUUCAUGAGCGCUGUUGCCAAGUGAUCCCAUCUCUUUCUGUAACUGUGUACUGUAUUUUGUACUAAUUUGAAGUUAGCUGGCUUCAGUUCCUUCACUCGGUGCUGUGUUAGAACUGUCUUUGAGCCUCGCUGGGUCAGACCUUGUCUUAUGUGACGUGGGAUAUUCUUCAUCUUUAUUUAAAACUGUUUUUAUAAGGAGGAACAGUGUGGUUUUGCACUUUUUCUAUGUCCACGACACACAUGUGACUUGUUCCCGGACAUCCCGGCAUUUUAUUUGCUUUCAACAAAUAACAAAAUAAAAUGUGUUAAAAGAA
Molecule: messenger RNA, 2215 nt
Organism: Amphiprion ocellaris (clown anemonefish)
Lineage: Eukaryota; Metazoa; Chordata; Actinopteri; Pomacentridae
Product: elastin-like
Exons: 17
Coding region: 1-771 (256 amino acids)
Source: RefSeq, a predicted model, not a curated record